GUCUCCCUGUAGAAGGUCACUUUGUUUCCGCUUCAAGCUGUAGCGCGGCGGUGCUCAGUCGACCAAGGACCGUACAUGGGUGUGGGGGUGGUAGGAUACUAAAGGCCCCUGUGUUCUCCAGUCAUGAGCCCGGACGUCGCUGGGACACGAUCGGAGGGCUGGGUCUAGCCUCCGUUGCCGAUCCCUCGUGAGGACGAAAUCUAGAGGUGGAGGCAAAAGCAGAAAUGGCUGGUUCUCAGGUCUCCUCCUGUCAAAGCCAGACCUGAUCAUGUUUUUGGAGCAAGAGAAGCAGCUCUGGGAUGUGAAGAGAAAGGAGUCCAGAGGCUCCCAUCCAGAAUUUCAUGGGUCAAGUUUUGUCUUACUCUGGUCUCAACAUCAGCGAAUGCAUACUAGAGAAAAAGUAUACAAAUGUGACGAAGGUGGUCAAACCUUGAAGGACAGUUCAUCAAUAAAUGGACAUUUGCAGAUCUCUACUGGAGAGGAACAUUACCAAUGUCAGGAAUGUGACAAUGCUUCUACAUUGCACUCAGCGAAUCCUGGAUAUCACCAAAUUUAUACAGGAGAGAAACCUUACAAAUGUCAAGAAUGUGGCAAGCCUUUGAACAGUCAUUCAAGUCUGAAUAGACAUCACCAAAUUCAUAUUGUAGGGGAAAAUUACAAGUGUAAGAAAUGUGCCAAAGCCUUUAAAUCACACUCAAAACUUACUGAACAUCACAGAAUUCAUAGUGGAGAAAAACCAUACCAGUGUCAAGAAUGUGGCAAGACCUUUAAGCAGAAUUCACACCUCAGUCGACACAGCAGAACUCAUGCUAGAGCAAAACGCUAUAAAUACCAAGAAUGUGGGAAGGCCGUUAAUGGGAGCUCAAGGCUUACACAACAUCAGAGAAUUCAUACUGGAGAAAAACCUUACCAAUGUCAAGAAUGUGGCAAGGCCUUUAACCACAGGUCACCCUUUAUUCGACAUCACAGAAGUCACACUGGAGAGAAACGUUACCAAUGUCAAGAAUGUGGUAAGGCCUUUAUUGACAGCGGUGCCCUUGUUCGACAUCACAGAAUUCAUACUGGAGAGAAACCUUACCAAUGUCAAGAAUGUGGCAAGGCCUUUAACGUGCACUCACACCUCACUCGACAUAAGAGAACUCAUACUAGAGCAAAACGGUAUUAAUAUCAAGAAUGUGGGAAGGCUAUUAAGUGAAGCUCAAGCCUUACUCAACAUCAGAGAAUUCAUAUUGGAGAAAAACCUCACCAAUGUCAAGAAUGUGGCAAGGCCUUUAACCAUAAGUCACCCCUUAUUCGACAUCACAGAAUUCACACUGGAGAGAAAUGUUACCAAUGUCAGGAAUGUGGCAAGGCCUUUGUUGACAUCAGGACCCUUACUCGACAUCACAGAAUUCAUACUGGAGAAAAACCUUACCAGUGUGAAGAAUGUGGCAAGGCCUUUACCCACCUUUCUCAACUUACUCGACAUCACAGAAUUCAUAUUAGAGGAAAAACUUUAUGUCCAGAAUGUGGCAAAGCCUUUAAUGAAAGCCCAACCUUUACUCAACAUCACAGAAUUCAUACUGGGGAUAAACCUUAGUAUCAUGAAUGUGGCAAGCGUGUUAACCAUAGCUCAGCCCUUAUUCAAUAUCACAGAAUUCAUACUUGAGGGAAACCACAUCAAUAUCACAAAUUUUCAAAACCUUUAUAAUCACUCAAUCCUCACUAAUCAUCAUCAAAAUUCAUACUAGAUAGAAAGCUUACUAGUGUACACAAUGCAAUAAAAGGGGCACCUGUGUGGCUCAGUCGGUUAGGGUGCUCACUCUGGCUCAGUUUAUGAUCCCAGGGU
Neogale vison (American mink) is the source of this 1828-nucleotide messenger RNA. Its product is annotated as putative protein ZNF720. NCBI's taxonomy places the organism in Eukaryota, Metazoa, Chordata, Mammalia, Carnivora, Mustelidae. Gene Ontology annotation, biological process: regulation of DNA-templated transcription. The transcript has 4 exons. The coding region runs from base 807 to 1730 and encodes 307 amino acids. The record is from RefSeq and is a predicted model, not a curated record.